Molecule: messenger RNA, 1185 nt
Organism: Naegleria gruberi
Lineage: Eukaryota; Heterolobosea; Eutetramitea; Acrasida; Naegleriidae
Exons: 2
Coding region: 30-1151 (373 amino acids)
Biological process (GO): nucleosome assembly
Cellular component (GO): nucleus; chromatin
Molecular function (GO): histone binding; chromatin binding
Source: RefSeq, a predicted model, not a curated record
AAAAAUAACAAAAUCACCAAUAACUAACCAUGCCUCCACAAAAGUUCAACUUUAACUUUGCUCCUGCUGAAGAAGAAGACUUCGAUGAAGAAGAAGAUAUCGAAGAAGAAAUGUAUGGUCACCCAAUGCUCAUGAGAAAGGCUACCCCAGAAGAACUCGAAAAGAUUGAAAAGAAGCAACUUGCUGAAUAUCCAGCCAAGACUCAAAAGGUUAUUGGUGUUUUGAAGAACCUCCAACAAAAGUACUCUGAUUUGGAAAAGCAAUUCGAAGAAGAAUACUUGAAGCUCAGAGAAAAGUAUGCUGCUCUCUAUGCUCCAGUUAUUAUUAGAAGAAACGAAAUUGUUACUGGUGAAGUUGAAGCUACCUCUGAAGAAUUGUCUACUGUUGCUUUGUCCGAAGUUACCACUGAAAAGACUGAAGAUUUGAAGGGUGUUCCAGAUUUCUGGUACAAGGUUUUGCUCCACUCUGAAAUCAAGGCUGAAUUGAUCCAAGAAGAUGAUUUGGAAGCUUUGAAGUUCUUGAAGAAUGUUGUCAUGGAAGAAUUCCCAGCCAAGCCAAAGGAAGAAUCUGCUGAAAAGAAGGAAGAAGAAGAAGAAGAAGAAAUUGAUUACAAGCAUAAUCCAGGUUUCAGAAUUAUCUUCCAAUUCAAUGAAAAUCCAUUCUUCACCAACACUCAACUCGUCAAGUCAUACUAUUACGAAGAAGCCGAUAGUGAAGAUAUUGCCACUUCUGAAGGUACUGAAAUUACCUGGGCUGAAGGUAAGGAUUUGACUGUCAAGGUUACCACCAAGAAGCAAAAGCACAAGUCUGGAAACAGAACCAGAACUAUUCAAGUUAAGGAACCAAAGGACUCUUUCUUCAACUUCUUCAAGAAUCUCGAUGAAGAAAUUCAAAAGGAAGAAAAUGAAGAAAACAUGAUCUUGCAAGAAUUGUUGGAAGCUGAUGCUGAAAUCGGAGACAUUCUCAAGGAAAGAAUUAUUCCAAACGCUGUUGAUUACUUCUUGAACGUUGCUUUGCCAAAGGAAGGUGAUUUCUCAACUGUCCCAGAAGUUGCUGACAUGCUCACUCAAAUCCAAGCUGGUCUUACUCAACCACAAGGAGAAGGUGGUGAACAACCUGCUGCUGGCCAACAAGAAUGCAAGCAACAAUAAGUUCUUUGUAAAUUUAAUUUAUUAGUUUUUCAAA